Messenger RNA from Schizosaccharomyces octosporus yFS286, 1452 nucleotides. Its product is annotated as U2-associated protein. Gene Ontology annotation, cellular component: nucleus. The transcript has 7 exons. The record is from RefSeq and is a predicted model, not a curated record. The coding region runs from base 1 to 1452 and encodes 483 amino acids. Gene Ontology annotation, molecular function: RNA binding. NCBI's taxonomy places the organism in Eukaryota, Fungi, Ascomycota, Schizosaccharomycetes, Schizosaccharomycetales, Schizosaccharomycetaceae.
AUGCGAGCAUAUCAAGAAAAGCUUGCAGAUAAAGAUGAUAUUAGAAUGGAUCAUGAUCAUUCGUUUCCAUUGCAAACUUUAGAAACAAAAAAAAGACCCAUUAUCGGAGGACGGCGGCAUUUUGCGGUGAACCAAGACAUAAGUUCAGACUCCGACGAAGAGGAAAAUGCAUUUUUUGCGGGCGAGCGUCAGAAAAUCAGCAAUUUAGAGAGGAACAAGCAUUCCUUUACUGAGACAGCUAAGUCUGGUUUAGAAGCUGAAAUUGGACGACGCCAAGAGUACGCAUUGGAAACGGUUGACCAAGCUACAAGCUUAUCUGAAAAGCCCUGUGUUGUACAUCUGGAUGGGAUUGCUAAACAGACAUCUGCAGCAACCUUGAAAGAAGCUUUAGGCGGACGCGACUUUGUGAUUGCUACUAAUGUCUUUUCACCUGAAGGAAAUUAUUCAAAAGGAAUAUCUGUUUUUCGCAAUGAAAAGUUUGCACGAGACGCUAUACGACGUUUGUCUACUAAACCGGUGGAUGGAAGUUACAUAUCAGCUGCCGUUGGAACAACAGAAGCAAACGAUGAUUCAAUAUUUUCUACCCAACGAAAAGAGCUUGAAAAAAAGAAAGAGAAAGAUAAGAAUGCUGUGUCAGUAGAGCAUCUGUCAACUCUAGACAAAGCUAAAUUGGAAUGGUUAUUGUCGCGCAUGAGUUGUGAAAAAGGAUCUAUAGCAAAUGUUUUAUGCUUUGCCAUCGAUUAUAUUUCUGAAACAAUCGUGCAAGAAUUACUGAAAGACGAGGAUGUCAAUGAGGAAAGAAUAAACGAUAAAUCCACUUUGGAAAAAGGGGAGAGGAAAUUGGGAUUAUUAUAUGUGAUCAAUGACCUAUUGUUUAACGGGAUAUCUGGAGUGCCGCUGGUUUGGCGAUAUCGAAUUAGUUUGGAACCAUCUAUCAGUUCUAUUUUUGAUCAUUUAUACGCUUUUAGUCGACGGCUAGGAGGUCGUCUAAAGAUGGAUAUGUUUUGUAAAAAAGUUGCACAAGUUAUAGACGUUUGGCGGAUAGCUUUUCCAGAAGAAGUUUUGGAUUCAGCGUGGGAAAUGUUUAAGAGUAAAGAUACCGAAGCAUCUAUCCGGGCGCUCAACCGAACACCGACAGCUGCUGUUCAUGAAAAUCGAUGGGCAACGGCCGCAGCUGAAAUAGAACAAGACCAAGAUGAUCAAGAAUACAACGGGAAUCCUGUGAAUGUAUCAGAGCUUUUGCUAGAAAAAGAAAAAGAAUAUCUUCAGCAUGAAUACGAAAGGCAUGACCUAGAUCAGAAUGCUCCAUCGUCAAGUUCCUCGGCACGUGUUGCUUCUUCCUCUACUCCAGAGGAACCUGACGACAGUGUGAAAGCUAAAUUCAAGCCCAGCUUUACUAAAGGUACAUUCGUGUCACGAAAAAUGCGAAUGCAUGCUGAGGAUUUGUUUUGA